Molecule: messenger RNA, 2001 nt
Organism: Gossypium arboreum
Lineage: Eukaryota; Viridiplantae; Streptophyta; Magnoliopsida; Malvales; Malvaceae
Product: pollen receptor-like kinase 5
Exons: 3
Coding region: 1-1701 (566 amino acids)
Biological process (GO): protein phosphorylation
Molecular function (GO): protein kinase activity; ATP binding
Source: RefSeq, a predicted model, not a curated record
AUGGAGUCGCUUCAGUUUCCCAAAUAUCUUCUUUUCGUCAUCCUUUUUUCACUCUACAAUACUUCCAUCGCUCAAUAUGAAGAGGAAAGGGAUGCUCUAUAUGCUCUCAAGCACACUUUCAAUGAUCCAUUCUUAAAUGAUAACUGGAAUGGCCUUCAAUGCUAUGAAAACACCUCUUUCUGGUAUGGUAUUCAGUGCACAAAUUGCCGUGUUACUGCAAUAUUAUUGGAAAGUAGGGGCUUAUCGGGCAAAAUAAAUGCCGAUGCAUCAAUCCUAGGAUUCGACCAAACCAGUUUAACAUCAUUCAAUGUCUCCAACAACAGUAUAACCGGUCCGAUUCCGGUAACUGACACACUAAGAUCGUUCAGCUCUGCUUCGUACUCCAGCAAUGGCCCCUAUAUGUGUGAUGAUUCAUCGAAUUCCAGUAGCGGUUGUUAUUUUAGUGAAAACGAAACAGCGGGAGGAGGAGGCUCCAAAAAGGAAUCUGUUUCCACUAUAUUUAUAGUUUUCGAUGUGCUUGGCUUACUCGCUGGGAUUUUGCUUCUAUUUCUUUACUGUAAAAAGUCCAGGCAGCUAAAGAAGCUGAUUCAAAAAUACCAGCUUGAAGAAAAAGAUGAAGACGAUUUAGAGAUGGAAAGGGUGAGUAAUUUUCAUUACAAUGAAAGUAAAGAUGAAAGCGUUAUUAUUCCUGCAGAAGUGAAUAAUAGAUCUGUUACAAAUGAAGAGAAGGGGAAACUUAUAUUCAUGGGGGACGAAGACCAAGCAGGUUUUGAUUUGAACGACCUGUUGAGAGCUUCUGCUGAAGGAUUGGGUAAAGGGCUUUUCGGUAAUAGUUAUAAAGCUACAUUGGAUGGCAGACCGUCUGUUGUGGUGAAACGCUUGAGGGAUUUAAAACCAUUGAGCUACGAUGAGUUCACGAAGGUGGUACAGAUAAUUACAGACCAAAAGCAUCCCAAUUUGCUUCCUUUGCUCGCUUACUAUUAUUCCAAUGAUGAGAAGCUGUUCCUUUACAGAUAUGCCAUGAAUGGAAACCUCUUCAACCGCCUUCAUGGAGGGAGAGGAACAAGGGACCGGAUUUCAUUGAGAUGGAACUCGAGAUUAGCCAUUGCUCGAGGGGUGGCUCGAGCAAUGGAAUAUCUUCACCUCAAUCCCAACUCCUCCAAAUGUAUUGUUCCUCACGGAAACCUGAAACCGUCCAACAUUCUCCUCGAUGAAAACGACAACGUUCUCAUCUCCGAUUACGGUCUGGAUUCACUCGUAGCCGUUCCCAUCGCAGCACAACGACUGGUGGCAUUCAAGUCACCGGAAUACCAGCACUCGAAACGCAUUUCAAUGAAAUCCGACGUGUGGAGUUACGGUUGCUUUCUUCUGGAACUACUAACAGGAAGACUAUCAGCUCACUCAGCACCACCAGGGAUCAAUGGGGUGGAUCUUUGCAGUUGGGUUCAUCGAGCUGUUAGAGAAGAAUGGACAGCUGAAAUAUUCGAUAUUGAGAUAUCGGUGCAACGAAGUGCGGCUCCCGGAAUGCUGAAGCUGCUGCAGAUUGCGAUACGUUGUUGCGAUAAGAUACCGGAGAAACGGCCGGAAAUGACGGAAAUUGUGAGGGAAAUAGAUAGCAUCAAAGCCGUUGAUUCAGACGAUUCAGAUGAAUUAUCUGCGGAUCAAUCGUUAACAGAUGAAUCUUUCUCGGCUAAUGCUUGACAGUACUUGUGGUUGGCGAUGGGAGAAGCUGGUAAUAUUUUGAAACUGUGGGGGCUUCAAAGUUUGCAAGAAUCUGUCGUUAUGAAUCAGAGAAUCCAAUCAUGGUAUCGGAAAAUCGAGCUUUCAAAGUCUCCUUUUUGGCAAUUUUCUAUGUUUGUAUGUUGAUUCUUUUCGGAUUUUCUUUUGCUGUAAUAAAAUUAUUAGAGUUGUUUUAUUGUGUAAUAUUUAGGUUAAAUUCUAUUAUUGGUCUGUAAUCUGUAAGAUACAUGAAUUUUAUUCCUCACUUUAAUUUAGUUAUUU